AUGGCUACCGGAGCGCAAUCUUUCUAUGAGCUGUACCGUCGAAGCAGCAUUGGUCUCGCUUUGACAGAUACCCUUGAUGAUCUCAUCAGCGACGAGCGCAUCAACCCCCAGCUUGCUAUGAAGAUUCUGAGCAAUUUUGAUCAGGCAAUCACCGAGGCUCUUCAGAAGAACGUUAAGGCUAGACUUCAGUUCAAGGGAAGCCUUGACACCUACCGAUUCUGCGACGAAGUCUGGACCUUUUUGAUCAAGAAUGUAACCUUUAAAAUGGACAAUGGGAGUCAAUCCGUCACGGCGAACAAGGUCAAGAUUGUUAGCUGCAACGCCAAGAAGCCUGGCGAGGGACAAUAA
Messenger RNA from Fusarium mangiferae, 348 nucleotides. Its product is annotated as putative TFIIA subunit. Gene Ontology annotation, molecular function: TBP-class protein binding; RNA polymerase II general transcription initiation factor activity. The transcript has 3 exons. Bases 1 to 348 code for a protein of 115 amino acids. Gene Ontology annotation, cellular component: transcription factor TFIIA complex. Gene Ontology annotation, biological process: transcription initiation at RNA polymerase II promoter; RNA polymerase II preinitiation complex assembly. NCBI's taxonomy places the organism in Eukaryota, Fungi, Ascomycota, Sordariomycetes, Hypocreales, Nectriaceae. The record is from RefSeq and is a predicted model, not a curated record.